This is a messenger RNA of Yamadazyma tenuis ATCC 10573, 3669 nucleotides long. The record is from RefSeq and is a predicted model, not a curated record. Lineage: Eukaryota; Fungi; Ascomycota; Pichiomycetes; Serinales; Debaryomycetaceae.
GAAAAGACAACCAUAACAUAAACAUUCAUACUCUGUGUACAAAUAAAGGACUGCAGGAAUUCACACAUACCAUGUCACGUUAUUCAAAUGAUAACGACUCGCUUGAUGAUUUGGAUUCCACCUUGGACAAAGCGUUGAACAACGCUUCAAAUAGUUUAUUCAACAGUUCUCGUCACAGCUCUCAAGGGUCUAUCGGAGGUAUUCCUUUGACAAGUUUUGGUAACAGUUCCAACGGACUCCACGAGAAUCGUGUGGCCAGUGGCGGAGCUGGCAACUCCAACGGUACUCGAUACGAAGAGUUUCACCAUGACGAUAGCUCUCCACUAAUAGGAAACCGAUUCCAACAAACUAAUAGGUCAUUUGAUUCGACGUCAAGCUUGGAUAUCAAUCUCAACCGAGGAUUCAGCCUCAAGAAGGUGAUACGGCAGGUGGUGAACUUCUUCAAGCUAGCCAAAUUCGAGUUGAACCAAGAGAGAAAUAAAUUCAAUAGCGAAGAUGACAGCGAAGAACGGUUUAUAACUCCUCGUAACAACAAGGUGAAAAAUCAGUAUCCCACUAAUGCCAUUUCCAACGCUAAGUAUAACCCCAUCACAUUCAUACCCAUCAUUUUGUACGAACAGUUCAAGUUUUUCUUCAACUUGUACUUCUUAUUAGUGGCAUUAUCGCAGAUUGUUCCUCAAUUAAGAAUUGGGUUUUUGAGUUCGUAUAUUGUGCCUUUGGCCUUCGUGUUGAUGGUCACAAUGAUGAAGGAGGCAACUGAUGACAUAUCCAGACGUAGAAGAGAUAUCGAGCAGAAUAACGAAUUAUACGAAGUUUUGAACAGGUCCGGCUCAACUGCAUUGACAAACGAAACCAAACUGAUACCCUCGAAGAACUUACGAGUUGGCGACUUAGUGAAGAUUUACAAGAAUAAGCGGAUUCCUGCCGAUAUAAUACUUUUACAGUCGAGUGAUCAAGAAGGAAACGGAGAAGCAUUUAUAAAAACUGAUCAAUUAGACGGGGAGACCGACUGGAAGUUGAGAAUAGCUCCAAACUUGACACAGCACACUAACAGUAUCUCAGACUUGAUAGACGACUUCUCCCUUAUUAUCAGUAAGCCUACCAAAUCAAUUCACCAUUUCAAUGGGAAGCUUGUGUACCAUCCCAACGGGUACAACAAUUCUAACUCUGAACAACUUCCCUUGACAAUAGAUCAAACAAUGUGGGCUAACACAGUGUUAGCAACAGGGUCUGCUAUUGGGAUUGUGGUUUAUACCGGCAUUGAGACCAGACAGCUGUUGAACACCACCAAGACAGGGGUUAAAACUGGUUUACUUGAACUUGAAAUCAACAAAUUGGCUAAAAUUUUGUGUGUUACAGUAUUUUUGUUAUCAGCCUCCUUGGUGUUUGCCAAAGGAUGGCCCUUGAAAAAAACCUGGUACAUCGAUAUAUUAAGAUAUUUGAUUUUGUUUUCGACGAUUAUUCCCGUUUCUUUGAGAGUCAACUUGGACUUGGCCAAGUCUGUUUAUGCUUCUCAGAUUCAUAAGGACAAGGAAAUCAACAACACCAUUGUCAGAACAUCUACCAUUCCAGAAGACCUUGGUAGAAUAGAAUAUUUAUUGAGUGACAAGACAGGAACUUUAACUCAGAACGAUAUGGAGUUGAAGAAACUCCACUUGGGAACUGUUAGUUACGCAGGUGAUACAUUGGAUAUGGUCAGUGAGUAUAUCAACAACAGCUUGAAUAACAUGAGGGCCUCAAACAAUCUAAUCACUUCUAGCAACAUGAAGAAAAGAGACUUGAGUAACAAAGUCUACGACUUGGUGUUGACAUUAGCACUUUGUCACAAUGUUACCCCCACGCAUGACGAGGAAUCGAAUAUCGAUGCCGAUGAAGUAACAUACCAAGCUGCUUCUCCUGACGAAAUUGCCAUUAUCAAAUUCACCGAAAGUGUAGGCUUGAAGUUGAUACAAAGAGAUAGAACGUCGAUGACAUUGUUGCAUUUGAAGCUGAACCAAACAUUCAAGUUUGACAUCUUGUACAUUUUUCCAUUCAGCAGUGAGACUAAGAGAAUGGGGAUUGUUGUAAAGGACUUAACCAAGGAUGAAGUAUUUUUCAUGGAAAAGGGUGCUGAUUCUGUUAUGAUGAGCAUCGUUAGUCACAGCGAUUGGCUUGAAGAAGAAACUAGCAACAUGGCAAGAGAAGGCUUGAGAACGUUGGUUAUUGGAAAAAAGAAGAUGAGUGAAAAGCUUUUGAAGGAUUUCGAGUCCAAUUACAAAGAUGCCAGUUUGGCUAUGCAUGACAGAGAGUCAUCGAUGCAACAGGUGGUAGUGAACUACUUGGAGCAGGAGUUGGAGUUAUUGGGGUUGACCGGUGUUGAAGAUAAGUUACAGAAGAAUGUCAAAUCGUCGAUCGAGCUAUUGAGAAACGCCGGAAUUAAAAUCUGGAUGUUGACCGGUGAUAAAGUAGAAACCGCCAAAUGUGUUUCUAUUAGUUGUAGGUUGAUUACAAGAGGUCAAUACAUUCAUCAGAUCACCAAAAUUAACCACCCGGACCUCGCAUUGAACCAUUUGGAGAUGUUAAAGAUCAAUUUGAAUUCGGUGUUGCUAAUCGAUGGGGAGAGUUUGUUGACAUACAUGAAACAUUUCCCGGAAGAAUUCUUCAGACUUGCUAUUCAAUUGCCUACUGUAAUUGCCUGUAGAUGUUCUCCACAACAGAAGGCUGAUGUCGCCAAAAUCAUCAAAGAAAUUACUGGAAAGAGAAUCUGCUGUAUCGGGGAUGGGGGGAAUGACGUCAGUAUGAUCCAGGUAGCCGAUGUGGGGGUGGGAAUUGUUGGAAAAGAAGGAAAACAGGCGUCGUUGGCGGCAGACUUUAGUAUCGACCAGUUCUAUUAUCUUUGCAAAUUGUUAUUAUGGCAUGGCAGAAACUCGUACAAAAGAUCAUCCAAGCUCGGCCAGUUUAUCAUGCAUAGAGGUCUCAUUAUAUCGGUAUGCCAGGCGGUGUACUCGAUCUGCUCCGACUUUGAGCCAUUGGCCUUGUACCAAGGAUUUUUGAUGGUCGGGUAUGCCACCAUCUAUACGAUGAUGCCGGUGUUCUCGUUGACACUUGACUGUGAUGUCGAUGAAAACCUCACCAAGUUGUAUCCUGAACUCUACAAGGAAUUGACCCUCGGCCGGUCUUUGAGCUACAAAAACUUCAUUAUCUGGUGCAUAAUCUCACUUUACCAGGGAUGUGUAAUCCAGCUCUUGGGUCAGAAAUUCCAAGGAGUAGAGCUAGAUACCUUCACCACCAUGGUGUCGCUUUCAUUCACAGCACUCAUCUUCAACGAAUUGAUCAUGGUGGGUCUCCAAAUUAAUCGGUGGAACAUGAUUAUGAUCAUCACCGUGACGGUAACAGUUGUUAUCUACGUGACCCUGGUGCCAUUCUUACCCGACUACUUUAACCUCGACUAUAUGUCGUCAUUCUCCUUUAUAUGGCAGUGUGUGGUGAUUUUGGUGAUAAGUUUGUUCCCGGUAUUUUUGUUCCAAACCAUCAACCGGAGAUUGAGACCCCCUAGUUACGCCAAAGUGCAACAGGACUAAGAAGAAUGAUAACGUGAAACAUAUUUACCUUGCCCGUUAUCAGCUGUUAAAGGUAAAAUGCAACCUGAAUGCCCCUGCAUGCCCCUAUCUUACGGUAGCCAAUGACCUC